Gloeophyllum trabeum ATCC 11539 is the source of this 1788-nucleotide messenger RNA. RefSeq names its product Aldo/keto reductase. The record is from RefSeq and is a predicted model, not a curated record. The transcript is spliced from 16 exons. NCBI's taxonomy places the organism in Eukaryota, Fungi, Basidiomycota, Agaricomycetes, Gloeophyllales, Gloeophyllaceae. The coding region runs from base 457 to 1509 and encodes 350 amino acids.
GAAAGCCAUAGCUGGGGCAUUCUAUAAUCUCUUACCGUAUUGCUACGACGAAUGCGCUCUCGCGAAAGCCAAUUUCUACGUUGAGGUGGUUCGCCGGAGUCCUAAAUCGUCGGCUGAGAGCCGGCUCGUACCUGAAGCUUGAGGCCUGCUUCGAAGCUUAAGCUUGGAGCCCGACCAACUUCAUAGGACUGCCCGGCAAUAUGUAUCUCCUUUUGCUGAUUCGUGCCUUUCACAGGCGUACGCGUCCUCCGCGGCAUCUCUUGCAUGACGCAGCUACGGCUGAGUUACUUCAUCAUCUGCAGUAUGCGCCGUCUUCGCCGAGUCUGCGACGUUCGCCGUUAUCAUUGAUACCAUGACUCAGCUUCGAGCGGGCUGCAUAUAUAACACCGCGCACCGACGACAUCGACGAGGUAACCUCAGCAGGUCUCAGUGUGCCCAAGUUGCCCACCACAGAAAAUGUCGGCUGCUACCACGACCUUGAAGAAAAUGCCGUAUGUUCGCCUUGGAACCUCUGGGCUGAAGGUGUCCAAGAUCAUUCUUGGCACAAUGCAGUAUGGGCACAAGGGUUGGCAAAACUGGCUCAUUGACGACCAGCAGGAAGUCACAGAGCACAUCAAAUAUGCAUACGAGCAUGGCAUCAAUGCUUUCGAUACCGCCAACGUGUAUUCCAAUGGCUUGUCCGAGAUUAUGCUUGGCAAGGCUAUCAAAGAGCUGAACCUCCCUCGGGACGAAAUCGUCGUCUUGACAAAGGUCUAUGCGGCCGUUGCCAAAGAAUACGGUACCCCAAUUACCGCGGUGCGCGGCAAGGAGGAUGCCAUAGGUUUGGUCAAUCAGCACGGCUUGAGCCGGAAACACAUAUUUGACUCCGUCAAGCACAGCUUGAAGCGUCUCCAGCUGGACUAUAUCGACGUCUUACAAUGCCAUCGAUUCGAUCCUGAGACGCCGAUCGAGGAGACCAUGCACGCCCUGCACGAUGUCGUGAAGGCUGGUUACGUCCGUUACAUUGGAAUGAGCUCCUGCUACGCGUACCAGUUCCAGGCUAUGCAAAACUACGCCAUCAAGAACAACUUAACGCCGUUCAUUUCCAUGCAGAACCACUAUAGCGCUAUCUACCGUGAAGAAGAGCGUGAAAUGUUCCCUACUCUCAAGAUGUUCGGCGUCGGGUCCAUUCCCUGGUCACCUCUCGCUAGAGGGCUGAUCACCAGACCACUCAACGAGCAGACACUGCGUGGCGAGACUGACUGGUUCAUCAAGAGCUACAUGCAAGGGCCAGGCACUACGGACAUAAUCAGCAGGAUCGAGGAAAUCGCAAAGAAGCGAGGUGUUAGCAUGGCUCAGGUCAGCAUAGCUUGGAUUUUAAGCAAAGAGGGGGUCUCUGCGCCGAUCGUCGGCACCACGAAGCUGAAGAACUUGGAAGACAUCAUUGGUGGCGUGCAUCUGCAGCUCACGGCGGAGGAGAUUGCGCAUAUCGAGGAGCCGUACAAGCCUGUGGCCAUUAUAGGUCAUUAAAUCCAACCGUACAUGAUACGACGAUAUAUCACGGGUUUCGUCCAAGACAUCUCAUAUUGCAGGAUGUAAAGCAGGGCAAUACUGCAAUCCAUGACGGGCGCAACGGUAUACAUUCAGAGCGGUCUCACAGGAGUGAAUAGAAACAAUGUGUAAUAGCUCACAGCAGAUCUAAACUACUGAAACAUACUACAAGAUUAUCUAAAGCGCUAGCCAAUUCGGUAUCCUCUAUGAGCAUGACAAAGAAAUCCACUCCUGAGCCUUUUGAUUCGCUUUUUUGCC